Molecule: messenger RNA, 9350 nt
Organism: Dermacentor silvarum
Lineage: Eukaryota; Metazoa; Arthropoda; Arachnida; Ixodida; Ixodidae
Exons: 10
Coding region: 535-3501 (988 amino acids)
Biological process (GO): protein linear deubiquitination
Cellular component (GO): cytoplasm
Molecular function (GO): cysteine-type deubiquitinase activity
Source: RefSeq, a predicted model, not a curated record
CUCUGCCUUUGCUGCUGCUCGCAUCCCGUCCAUGCCCGGUUCUCCGCACCGAAAGAAAGGCGACUUGUCGUCGAGCUUGCCUUUGUAUUUCCCGAGUAUCGCACGGCGUUUGGAUGAGUCAGCCCGUCAUUGUUCGGUGGAUUUAGCCGCCGGUCCCAAGUGGCUGUCACGCAUGGAAAGCGAUUUUCUGCAACGUCUACGCGCCUUGCUGUGCAGCCGUAAGCGAUCGUUCGCGACCCGGAGCGUGAACAACAGAUCACAUUGCGUGUCACACAAUACCAGCGUGCCCUGAUCCCAAGUCGCCUUUGUUUUGCGUGUUGUCCGCAUCGUCGUCGGCCUGCACACGGUGUCGGGUUUCUUACUUGCCGAUCCCGUGGCUCUGCGUAAACAUCUGUACUCGUCCCGUAACAUAUACGAGUCCUUGCGUGCCGAAUCCAGCAGGAGAUCACACGCCGCGUCCCUAUUCCUGCAAAGUUAACUACCGCUCGGAACAAACCGAGGAGCAAGUUGCCCGAUUUAGACGCAUCUGCCCGAAUGCCUCUGUGGUUCGAAUUUCUGAGCAUAGCAGCGCAUAACUUCUGGUUCGAGUCCCAGGACUUCGCGCAUUAUAUGUGGCUCGAAUCCCGGGACCUGACGCAUCGCCUGUGGUUCGAUUUCCUGAACUUAGCGCAUCAUCUGUGGUUCGAGUCUUCCAGCUGCGCGCAUCACGUCUGGUUCGACUCCCAGGACCUCGCGCAGCGCCUUUGGUUUGAGUUCCUGCACUUCGCGCACCAUCUGUGGUUUCAGUCGCUAGACUUGACCCGUCGUCUGUGGGCCGAUUCCCAGGACUUCUCGCGUCGUUUGUGGCUUGAGCUCUUGAACUUAGCGCGUCACCUGUGGCUUGAGCUACGGCGCUUAGCGCGGUUCAUCGACGUGCGCACCACUAGUGUCAUCCUUCUGCUGGGAGUCGGCUCCUUUGUCUGCUACAAGCUCUACUGUCAGCUGAGGCAGCGCUUCCGCAGGCGCAGGAAGUCCAAGAGGGAGACAGCGUCGCUGCGGAAAGCCCAUGUGCGGAGCUGGAUAUCGGGAGUCGAACAUGGCAGCGUACAGGAGUGCUACCUAGAAAGUGACAAUGAAUCAGAGAUCAGCGAGGCAUCGCUACCCGACACCAGCCAGGCAUCUUUCGGCGACAUUCCCCAGCCUGUGACCGAGCAUGCCCAAGCUGAAAAAAAAUGUGACGGAAGCUCAAGCUGCGGUGGUGGCUUCUUGAGCGACGACGACAUCUGGGACAUGGGAGUCACGUCGAGCAACCCGUACGAGCCGGUGCGCUUUGACAGCCAGUCGGGUGAUGUGCGUUUUCAGGGAUGUGCACAGCCCAAGGCUUCAACGCCGCUCAACAUUGCAAAGAACAACCAGAAAGGCGGCAGCAUGCGUCAUCGCAACAAGAAAGCAAAGUCAGAUGAAAGUCGUCCUGUGCAGCAGACCAACCACAACCCAAAGGGGAACCCGAGUGCCAAGGCAGACAGCGGGUCUGGAGAUUUCUCGGCGUCUGUCAAGAACAACAACAACAACAAUGAUGACCGAGCACCGCUGUCUGAUGACUCCAUUUCACAAGAGCCUGAAGGUCUACUAGACUCACUUUCCUAUGAAGGCGGAGGUGAAGCAGCGACACCGUGGGCAAAUGACACCGUCUCCCUUCUCGCCAACUUCAGCAUUGGCUCCCUAAGCGAACGCAACCGGCGCACGGAAGAGCUCAUCUCAUCUCGUGUCGACAGUCAGGGCGAAGAGACCGACGACUUCUCUCUGGGUGGCAUGGUCUCCGACUCCGCACUGAUGCGGCUUCGCAAUUCACACUCUCACCAGCUUUCUGUGGACAGUGAGGCGUCUGACUUGAGUAUCUUCGAGAAGGCACAGGCACCGCUGGAAGUUCCCUGCGAGACAUUUGAAACUAUCGACAAGAUAGAGACCAUCCUCCACGACACAAAGCAAGAACUGCUUGACCUCGACGCCGAUUUGGUCAGCCUUCGUGUGUUCCAGAAGCUUCCAACGAACUACGACGUUGUGCUGGGCGAUGCUAGCAAGAAAAGCACUGAUGAAUCCAUCCGUCGUGCCAGUGUCCGUGAUGUGGACAUUCGUCCAGACAGCGGCAGUGACUUCGGGAACUCUCUCGAGUCGGACAGCGAAAGGCUGGCGAAAGAAUCGUCGGGGCCCAGCUUGGAGUGGGACUCCCUGCCAAUGUCGAAGCGCCCCGCUGAGCUGCACGAGUCCGAUUCCACGGACUUUGGUGGGUUCAGCGAGUGGUCUGAGAGCGACGAUGGCGCGCCUCGUCCCAGCGUGCUUGGCGUAGUGCGUCGCCACAGCAGCGGCAACAUUCACAGCAAGGGGACACUCCGCGAGGAGAUUCAGCGCAUUCUCUACGCAGAGUCGGAAUCUUGGAAGCAUCAUCUGGUGCGAAGCCAGACACUGCCAGUGGACCAAAGUUUGCCCGAGUCUGAACGAAACUGCACCGCUCCGAUGUCACCGAUGCGGGAGCCUCCUUCGCUGAACAAGAUCACGACAGUUCCAGAGGAGACCACUCUGAGUCCUAGCAGUGUGUCAGACUUUGCUUCGCUCGCGGCGAGCAGUGAUAGAGACGCUUCUAUGGACACCAACGGAAAUGAUCUGAUGGAUGUGGAAAAGGACGACGAGGUGUUCAGAUUGGGAUCUGCCGAAUCGCUAAUUAGCAUUGAAGACAAGGUCACACUGGCCGACUACAUUUUUGGGCUGCGCCGGAAGAGGAAGCACCAGCCUGGUGACGGAAUGGAAAAAACCCUCGCAGCUGUGCUAUCAGGGCUGGAAGUGAGGUCACUGCGGAGGAUCAAGAACGAUGGUUAUGCUGCCAUCCGAGCUGCUGGCUUCCAAAUUUUGGCGUCUGGAGGUUCCAUCCUUGCUGGACACAGAGGUGCCAAUGGUGUCUACCAGCGGUUCCACGACACAUCUGCGGGGGCCAAGACGUGGCUCGAGGGCUGGGCCUUCCACCACAAUCUCCAGUAUACCCAGGCUCUUCAGGGCUUCUGGGAGUGCCUCUCCUCAUUGCAGGACUUGGAGGAUCAGCUGCGGUUGACGGCCAGUCCAGAGGCACUGCUGGCCAGCAAGCUGAAUGAGGAACCCGCACUUGAUGCGAAGCUCAUGGAGGCAGUAAAAAUCGUCAUGCUCAAGUCUGCUCUGGAACUGUUCGCAGCGCAGAAGGAUAACGAUGCCCCUUGCCCCUUGUUCGCGACAGUCCUGUUUUCACAAGUCACGUCAACAUCGCCAGAGGAGUAUUUGGUCAACCACAUCAGUCGGCUUGGCAAAAGCCGGGCAGUACCAGAGGCUGACCUCUACCUCUUGGGCUACGCCCUGGGAACUACCCUGACUGUUGUGCGGCCAAGUCGAGCAGGCAGUGAAGACUACGUGAGCCGCUACCCCGAGUGGCAAGUCGGCAGUUGGCCCGAGGCCGUGCUCGUCGAAUACGAAGGCCGCUAUUGGGCAUGUGCAACGUGACUGCUACCUUCUGAAUGAACGCACUGGUGGCUGCUGUGUCACAUGGACUUUUGCCAGCCGUCACAAACUGUCACGUGCAGAGGCUGGACUCCUUGUGUGUUCUGACCGCUGACAAUUGCUCGAGCCAAGGGUGGCACAAAUGUCUGGUUCGGUGCUUCUCUGCAUCAUUGUAGCACUGUGGCCUGUGUUGUCUGCGAGACCUUUCAGUGAGCAGACGACGCACGAAGUCACUUACACCAGAACAGCACAAGGCAUGUGUGGGGAGAACGGAGGCAACAGAACAGAGGCAUUGCCAACAUAAACUGCCAGCCCCGUUGAGUUAGUUAGCACCUUGUUUUCUUUUUUGGUGCUCGAUAUGUGUGUUUCCUGUUGUUUUUAAUAUUAAUUUUAAUGUUUUUAAUUAAUUUUAAAGGGGCCCUGAACCACCCCUCGGGCUUGCUGAAAUAACAUAGUCCGCGGGUAGCAUACACUGUUGUGAACAUCUCGGUCAAGUUAUGCUGUCGUACGCGGUCCGUGGAGCUCGCAAGCGGAGCGCGAAGUCACCUUUUUCUCAACCGCUCUCGUUUAAAAAAAACCCCAUGUUCCUAGCUCUUUUCCGUGUGCUUUAUUUCGUAAUAAAGCACACUCCAAUACGCGGAUGCUAUUGGUAGCUGCGUUCGUCUACACCGCGGCCGCCACGAGUCCACUGGCUCAGCGCACUGCGGCUCACUGAGGACAACCGCGUUUGGCUUACGUUUAGCGCUUCGUAGGCACCAAAAUCGGAAGUCCGAAAUAAAAUUUGAACUACGUGCCACGGUGACGUCUCGGACGUCAUGAUGACGUCUCCGCCGUAGCCUUCGCAGUGCAAGGCAUUGGAGGAGGAAGGGGAGCAGAACGGAGGCCGUGUCUGAUUGCCGAUAACUCCGCUUCUGCUGAACGCAUUGAAGUACUUUUUGCAGCAAAGUGAUUCUGAAAUAGCCUAUUUUCACUUCAAAUGUGUUUCGUCACUUCGAUGAAAAGUGGUUCAGGGCCCCUUUAAUGCGAAUGGGUCCACGGGUUUGAAACUGCACCUCAUCUCGGCUGCGCUGCGGAACUUGAGCCCACUGGCAGACUGUGCUGAUCUAGUGUGCAGAGAGGCAGUUCUGCGUAUAGGCAAGCGUAAUGGUGGCUACCGUAAUUUGUGGGUAAUGACGUGCGCUGGAUUUGAAAGGGCCCGUCAUUGCCUGUUCCUCAGUGAGAUUUGAGUCUAAAGAGUGCAACACUUGAGCCAAGUAUAGGCUUCCAGCGUAUGUAUGCUUAGGCCUAAUUUUCUGAUUGAGCUUCAGGUUCUACACUUAAACUUAAGUCAGUAGAUUAGGCCUAAGUUUUUAGGUUUAAGUUCUUGAAAACUUAUCUAGGUGUACCUUUGGUUUCGGUGACACGGCUAGGUGAUGCCAAAGAGCAUGAUUGCACGAGACUCUAUAUGACCCUGCGCUUAUAGCUUGUUCUCGUCGCUAGCAUGUUGUAAAGUACUGAAAACGUUUCAUCCAGUCUGAAAUACCAGGAAAUGUGUGAGACGUCUUUUCUGUGUGCAUGUACCUCUAUGCUUUGCACAAAGCGUUUGAAAGGUGCACUUAAAGUUAGCACACUUUGAUCUUCUAAGGCUAAAGAAAAAUGUAUAGGGUUCUAUAAAGCACUACUAAGUCUGAAGCAUGUGUAGCAACCUGUUGUGCACAGCUGUUGUAUUUGCCCAGCACUUAACCACAAUUAAACAAAACACUUGGCGAAAAUUCGUGGCAGGCCAAGCUAGUGCGCAUUAGCCUGACGUAGGCAGCGGCAGGCGCUAGUGUGAGCAAUAACUCCCACCGAGAGAAUGGCGACUGGCAUUUGUCUUGAGGUGUUCCAUAAUGUGGUUGCUUUGUUCACGCUGCUGCCUUUACAUCUCUAUAUGGAACUGCAUUAUUUGAUGAGCUCCCUGUUUACUUGCCGGUGUUGCUAAACAUGGCAAAACCAUAGCUCACCUUCGCGCACGAUUCCGCAAGCAUAACCUCUGUAGUACAAAAGCCGUUUUGUUGAAGUUGUUUGUAGGAGCAUUCACGCAAUAUUGUUGCUGUACCAAAGGGCUGCCAUCUACUCAUUGCUCGACCAGGAAAAGCACAAGCCCGUAUAUCAGAUGUGUGCAUGGAGAACUCAACCAAAUGGCUGGCUAGUAGUGCUUUGAAGAAUGAAAUAAUUUUUAUUUUUUUAACAUACUUCGUAAUGUUAACUUAGUUGAGGUAUAGUUCCUGCCUGGAAGCUUGUAAGACUUGCCCUUUGAGCUUGCAAAUUAUUAGGGGUGUGCGAAUAUUCAAAACUUUCGAAUAACGAAUCAAAUAGUGCCUUAUUGGAUUCGGCCUUCGACUCGAACAGUCAAAAUUCGUAAAUGCGAAAUUUUUUUUAUUACUUUACGAAUAUUUCAAAACGUCAAAUGCGCCCAAAUGAACAUAAUUCGAGCAAAAGUAAGGUAAAGUUUCACCCCCGCAGGCAUAGUAUAGACCUCAAACCUGAGAACUUGCUUAGUGGGAGUAGGCGACAAUCAUUUAGGUAGCCAUAAUUUACAGGCUGUACAGAGAUCAUUGGCACUCUCUGAAGAGCUCUGUGCAUGCAAAAAAAUGCUUGCUCCUAAUGCUCAAUUUAUGCUUUUAUUAAACAACUGCUUCAUAAUGUACUAUGCGAGAUACCAGGAUGUGAACGUCGUUUCGUAUGAAUUGUGUCAGGUGCCUAGAAAAACAGCCAGUGCACAAGGUGACACGAACACACAAAAAGUUGAAAGGACAAGCACUGUCGACGUCCUUUCUAUGUGUUCGUGUUGUCUUCCGUGUUGGCUUCUUUUCUAGUUGCAACAUAUUGAUUUGCCCAGCCAGCAUAUUUAAUGAGGUGCAGAUGCUUGCUGCUAAUAAGGUUUUGAGCUUCACACACUACAGAAAUAACUGCAAACGGUGAGCGUAUGAAUAGUUCAGUUGGCAAAAAAUACUAGGCUUAAUGACUAAACUUUUAAUGAGCGUUGGUGCGUUCAACUUGUGUGGCAAUGUCUAAUGGUACACUAACAAUAUUGCAAACACAGCAGAGUGACACGCUCUACUGCUUGCUGCUGUUCCUUGCAAAAUCUAACCCGCGCGGCAGCUCGCAGCACCAUUGAGCUGCAUCUGUGAGGUGUUGCAAGUGCUAGCGCAGCAAGAAGAGAUACGAGGCCUUCCAUCAAUGAAUGUCAUCCUUUGUGAAAGUUCCUCCCUGUAGCUUUGACUGAGAAGCUCACUAAACCCAUCAAAGCUGCACAACAUGCAAUAAUCUCAUUUCUUUGGGCAUGCAGCUCUGUCUCCGCUUUACCAACUCUCUCAUGAAUCCACAGAGCUCCACAUAAUGCUAGGUGUCGUGUUCUUAAAACGCUCAUCCUCUUAAUGCCCCUCAACUUCUGGGAGAUGAGAGCAGCACCACUCCUUGCGUGAAGUGGUUACUGUACCUCGCUAACUCUCCUCUACGAUACCUUGCCUACAAUUUCGUUAUUGAGAACUUUCAGCAUUUGUUCAAAGAAUGGGGGAGUGAGUGUUUUGUGAGCAACCUGUCGUUUCUGAGGGGCGUUUCUGAAUUCGGACCAACUGCUUCAGUCUAAAGUACAGCACUGCCCACACUUACAGAACUUGGGGAAGUUUUUCAAGAGGUGCCAGUUUAAAAGAACAAUAGGGCAACUGUUCUUCCAAACGCAAUACUAUCACUCUCCUUACGGUGGCAAGGAAACGUAGCAUUUGCCAAAGCCUGGCUCCGCCUCCGCUUGCCGUUUCAAAAUGUGGUUGUGUUCUAGAAGCCCAAUAUAAUCCUGGUUGUUCAACGCACUUCGAAGCGGGUGAAGUGCACCGUAUUGCUAGAGGAAACCUGCAUGGAAGCAUUUCGCAACUUGCCAUGCACGGCUGCUCUUUAAGUGCAAUAUGCACAGGGCGUUGGCUUGGCUUUACAUGACUACAGUGGCCAGUGCUGCUGCAUGCUACAAAGAAUCACAAUCUUUAACAGGGAUGUAAAAUUUCGUUGUCAUUAGUGGUUUACAUGAACUGGAAAACCAGUUUCGCUUUAAACUAGCCUGUAAUGGCGCCGAACGAGAAUUCUAGCCCUGCACCUCUCUAGAAUUCGAACAGUUAACACCAAGACAAGUAUUGAUCAGGCUACGAUACAAUUGCAUGGAUUGUGGUCUCUGUUUCAGAGACUGGCAUAUGCUUCCGAAUCUCUAAUGUCGCAUUCGAAUUCUGUAAAUAAGUGGAAGCUAGUGGCCAGCUUCAGUGUUGCAUGUCGUGCUGCACUGGAAUGUUGCUUUGUGUGCACUCAUCUUGCAGCAUCUCAACUUGUAAGGAAGCUGCACAAGUACCUAAUUAAAAAAAAAAGAAAAAAAGGCACGCUAAACAUUCCUGCUGUUAUGCACACUUAAUGUACACACACACAUUCCUCCCUGCGAAUGAGUGUGUUCCUGUUGGUCGGUGGCCUCAACAUCUUAUUCCAGUGUGAUCAAAUCUCUGCUCACAUGUACGUGUUAUGCAUGAUGUUUUUCCUCGUUCACUUGUGAUGUUGCACUGUCAUUUAUCGUCUGAGCUGAGCACAAGUUAUUUUUAUGCUUUGUUCUCCAGUACCUUAAGAAGAGUGACCAUGCCAAAGGUUUUUGGUGUUUGAAAGAUUGCAGACUGUCGUGUUGGGGUUCUCUUUCCCUGUUAUGCUAAAUAUAGGUGCAUGCUGUGUUGAUGAGGAAGCCCAUUUGUAAGUGGCCUAUCCCAGCUAAAUUGCCGGCUAAUUUGUGCACCAAUUUCAUACAGGAGGAGUAUUUUGAGGGUUAAUUUUAUUGAUAUCAUGCUUGGCUCGGUACCUGGCUGCUUAACUUCAGCGAACAAGUUUUUUGCAGCAUUGUAAAUCAAAAGGCAAUUUUCUCGCUGAAAAAGAUGAGUGCCAUGUGUGCCUAGUAGGUUGAAAAUGCCAGCUGUGAAGACAACGCAGUGAGGGAUGGUUUUAUUCCCUGGGCAACAGAUGCAUGCACUGUUUAUUCUGCUAGGAAAAGCCUACAUUUUUCUUCUUAAGCUGCCUUAGACAUGUACUUCAAACUUAGACACAAGGAAAAAUUUACCUCCAAAUCAAAGCACUAGUGGGUUGGCAGUUUAGCCUAAAGGGCCAGUUAUACCAGACUCCCCUAUCAACGCAACAUUCCACACACUGGGCUAGAUUGUAAGUGUGACAGGCAGAGAACAACACUUCUGGCACUGUGCUGUGCCGACUUCCCGUAGACGGUCGUCUAGUACUUCGCGCAAGCAGCAAGCCACAGUCUUGUUGAGAGUUGCUGUGGGUAGAAUGCUUGACCAUGUACAGUUUUAGUGUGUACAGGCAGAGUGAGAAAGCAUUAUUUUUGAGCCAUGUCACCCGACAUGUAUAUGCGGCUAUUAACAAUGUAAAGAGAUGUAAAGAUAUUAAUAGGAGUUGAAAUUCCUUGCACUAGGUAAACACUGCAGUUGUCAUGUCUUGGGUACUUGCUGGUAAAGCAGGUCACAAGCAUGCAACAGUUGGCAGGGGUAAAAACAAAAUGUAAUAUAAAGGAGAGAAAUGGCACUACCAUGUGCUCCUUUGGUUGAUGCCGGGCUGCUAACGAGAUGUUCAAUGGAUGUGCACACAUGUUCAAAUGAAUUGUGUUGAAGGGCAUUCAAGAAUGUAGUAUACGAGUGGAAUGUGUCGAUGUCACACCCUUGAAAGUCAUUCGUCUGUGACCGCAGUCCUGCGCACAUCCAUGGGCCAGCAACCAAGUUAUCCCACAUGCGCUAUUGUGUGAAAAGUGCCUUUAGAUGUGAAAUACAAAGCAAAAUGUAAAUAUAAAAUGUUCAUGAAACCCA